This is a messenger RNA of Hipposideros armiger (great roundleaf bat), 4464 nucleotides long. It is a transcript of the gene XPR1, whose product is annotated as xenotropic and polytropic retrovirus receptor 1. Gene Ontology annotation, biological process: cellular response to phosphate starvation; phosphate ion transport. Gene Ontology annotation, molecular function: inositol hexakisphosphate binding; phosphate transmembrane transporter activity. Lineage: Eukaryota; Metazoa; Chordata; Mammalia; Chiroptera; Hipposideridae. The transcript has 15 exons. The coding region runs from base 218 to 2314 and encodes 698 amino acids. The record is from RefSeq and is a predicted model, not a curated record. Gene Ontology annotation, cellular component: Golgi apparatus; plasma membrane; cytoplasm.
CGGGGCGGGGCGGGGCUAUGGCGAGGAGGAGGAAGAUGGCGGGAGGGCGGCUCUGAGGAGACCUCGGCGGCGGCGGAGGAGGAGAGAAGCGCAGCGCCGCGCCGCGCCGCGCCGGGGCCCAUGUGGGGAGGAGUCGGAUUCGCUGUUGCCGCCGCCGCCGUCGCUGCCGCCUCCCGUAACUGCUGGACACGAGUGGAAGUGAGGGGGAAACGUCAGGAUGAAGUUCGCUGAGCACCUCUCCGCGCACAUCACUCCCGAGUGGAGGAAGCAGUACAUCCAGUAUGAGGCUUUCAAGGAUAUGCUGUAUUCAGCUCAGGACCAGGCACCUUCUGUGGAGGUUACAGAUGAGGACACGGUAAAGAGGUAUUUUGCCAAGUUUGAAGAAAAAUUUUUCCAAACCUGUGAAAAGGAGCUUGCCAAAAUCAACACAUUUUAUUCAGAAAAGCUUGCAGAGGCUCAGCGCAGGUUUGCUACACUUCAGAAUGAAUUGCAGUCAUCCCUGGAUGUGCAGAAAGAAAGCACUGGCGUUACGACGCUGCGGCAGCGCAGAAAGCCAGUCUUCCACCUGUCCCACGAGGAACGCGUCCAGCAUAGGAAUAUUAAAGACCUUAAACUGGCCUUCAGCGAGUUCUACCUCAGUCUUAUCCUGCUGCAGAACUAUCAGAAUUUGAAUUUUACAGGGUUUCGAAAAAUCCUUAAAAAGCAUGACAAGAUCCUGGAAACAUCUCGUGGAGCAGAUUGGCGAGUAGCUCAUGUAGAAGUGGCCCCAUUUUAUACGUGCAAGAAAAUCAACCAGCUCAUCUCCGAAACUGAGGCUGUAGUGACCAAUGAACUUGAAGAUGGUGACAGACAAAAAGCUAUGAAACGUUUACGUGUUCCCCCUUUGGGAGCUGCUCAGCCUGCACCAGCAUGGACUACUUUUAGAGUUGGCCUAUUUUGUGGAAUAUUCAUUGUACUAAAUGUUACCCUUGUGCUUGCCGCUGUAUUUAAACUUGAAACAAGUAGAAGUGUAUGGCCCUUGAUAAGAAUCUAUCGGGGUGGCUUUCUUCUGAUUGAAUUCCUUUUCCUACUGGGCAUCAACACGUAUGGUUGGAGACAGGCUGGAGUAAAUCAUGUGCUCAUCUUUGAACUGAAUCCGAGAAGCAAUUUGUCUCAUCAACAUCUUUUUGAGAUUGCUGGAUUCCUUGGGAUACUGUGGUGCCUGAGCCUUCUGGCAUGCUUCUUUGCUCCAAUUAGUGUCAUCCCUACAUAUGUGUACCCACUUGUCCUUUAUGGAUUUAUGGUUUGCUUUCUUAUCAACCCCACCAAAACUUUCUAUUAUAAAUCCCGGUUUUGGCUGCUUAAACUGCUGUUUCGAGUAUUUACAGCCCCCUUCCAUAAAGUAGGCUUUGCGGAUUUCUGGCUGGCCGAUCAACUGAACAGCCUGUCCGUGAUACUGAUGGACCUGGAAUAUAUGAUCUGCUUCUACAGCUUUGAGCUCCAAUGGGAUGCAAGCGGGGGCCUGUUGCCAAAGACAUCAAAAGACACAGAACCAGAAAUUUGCCACAAUUACUCAUAUGGUGUGCGGGCCAUUGUUCAGUGCAUUCCUGCUUGGCUUCGCUUCAUCCAGUGCCUGCGCAGAUACCGAGACACAAAAAGGGCCUUUCCUCAUUUAGUUAAUGCUGGGAAGUACUCGACAACUUUCUUCAUGGUGACGUUUGCAGCCCUGCACAGCACUCACAAAGAACGAGAGCACUCAGACACCAAGGUGUUCUUUUACCUGUGGAUUGUCUUUUGUAUCAUCAGUUCCUGUUACACCCUUAUCUGGGAUCUGAAGAUGGACUGGGGUCUCUUUGAUAAAAACGCAGGGGAAAACACCUUCCUCCGGGAGGAGAUUGUGUACCCCCAGAAAGCCUAUUACUACUGUGCCAUCAUAGAGGAUGUGAUACUGCGCUUUGCUUGGACUAUUCAAAUCUCAAUUACCUCCAUGACUGAGUUGCCUCAUUCUGGGGACAUCAUUGCUACUGUCUUUGCUCCCCUUGAGGUUUUCCGGCGAUUUGUGUGGAACUUCUUCCGCCUGGAGAAUGAACACCUGAAUAACUGUGGUGAAUUCCGUGCUGUGCGGGACAUCUCUGUGGCGCCUCUGAACGCAGAUGAUCAGACACUCCUGGAGCAGAUGAUGGACCAGGAUGAUGGGGUACGAAACCGCCAGAAGAACCGGCCGUGGAAGUACAGCCAGAGCAUAUCCCUGCGCCGGCCUCGCCUCGCUUCUCAAUCCAAGACUCGUGACACUAAGGUAUUGAUAGAAGACACAGAUGAUGAAGCUAACACUUGAAUCCUCUGAAGUCUAGAUUAACAUCCUUGGUUUUCCUACUCAACAAUUCUUUCCUCGACCAACGCAACCUCUAGUAUCUUUCCAGCCGAAAACAAGAGAAGACAUAUAACACAUUUUCCGAGCUCUUCCAGAUCGGAUCCUAUGGACUCCAAACAAGCUCACUGUGUUUCUUUUCUUUUAUUCUGGUUUAAUUUUGAUUUUCUAUUUUUAAAACAAAUAUGUACUUCAUUUUUGCCAAUCAGAGGACAUUUUAAGGAACAAAAACAUAGUAUCUUACGGAUUGUUUACAAUCACAAGGACACAGAUACCUAUCAGGAUGAAGAACAGGCAUUGCAAGGACCCUCUGAUGGGAUGGUACUGAGAGACCUUGGCUUCCGCUUGGCCUGGUUUUGACUGGUUGAAACCGGACAUUGGUUUUUAAAUUUUUUGUCAGUCUGUGUGGAGAAUUUUUUCCUUUCCUUCAUACCCAGCGCAAAAGCACUGGCCGCACUUGCAGGGAAAGUGCAACUUAGAUCAGUACCUUCAUUCACGAAGCUACUUUUUAAUUUGAUGUAACUUUUCUUAUUUUGGGGAGGGUUGCUGGGUGGGCGGGAAAUAUGAUGUAUUUGUUACAUAUAGUUUUCUCAUUAUUUAUGAAACUUAACCAUAAAAGAAUGCUAUAACUCCUGUGCAAUGAAGGUGACACAGUGAAAGAAGACAGGGGAACCUGAUGUUGAAUAGUGUUUCUGAGGGUUUAGUCCACAAUACCUCUUUCAUGAGACAGCUUGUACCAGUUUGACUUUUUCUUUUCUUUUUUAUUUUAAGCCAAAGUUUCAUUACUGAUUUUUUAAGUUGCUGCUGCCUUAGAAUUCUGCACGUGUCUCAUAACAGAGCAUCCACACACCUUCACACAACCGGUUUAAAUUUAUUUAAGAGGUCUGAUGCCUUUUUUUUUUUUUUAAGGGACAGGCAUGGAAUACAUUUGCCCAUAUUCCAACCGUAACGACUAAAGUCCUGCCUUAUUAAGCUUCAACAUGUAGCGUAAUUGAAUAGUAUAACCUUUACUAACUCUGAAUUAGAAGACAAGGUUACUUGAGAGACUCUCUACACCCUCAUCGGAUAGCUUUUCUUCUGGGCUCACUUAACAUUAGCCAGAAUUUGAUCAAAUUAAGUCUGUCUUGGGGAAACCAUAUUUUUGAGAGCCUAGAACAAAUGAGCCUCCCUGUUUCACGUCACAGAUAAAGCAGACCAUGGCUGCCGUUUCUCCCAGCAGUUUUAAAGAACGAACCUUGGAUGACAUGCCCUCCUGUGAUAGGAAACCUGCUUUUAAAAUUUUGGGGGUCUAAGCUUGGUCAUACACAAAAAGUAUAUUUCUUAGACAUUUCAGACUAUCAUCGUCUGUACACAAUGCCCAUUUUCACUAUGUUGUCUAAUUUCUUUCCUAUGUUCAUAACUCAGCCAGAUAAGCCCCAGAACUGUAAGGGGUUUUACUUGCUUGAAUGUGGUUGGCAUUAAAUUCAGCAUUUCAUUAUCUAACAAAACUAAUAGAAAUACUGGGAAAAAGUAAAAUGUGUUUUUAUCCUCCCUUACCCCCAGAUCCAGAUGAAGGUUCCAAAGUCACCCUCAGUGGGUUUGUGAAAUUAAAUUACUGCCGUCAUUUUCAGCUUAAUUUUAGACAAAAGAACAAAUUAAGUGGAAGGACAGCUAUUAUUACUUAUUUAGUCUUAAAAACAUACAAUUAUUGCUCCUUUUAUCAUCAGCUCUUCUCCCAUUGCAUUACAAAUCUUUACUCAUACCUGUCAUGAUUUCAGUAGAUUCAAGUUACCCUUGCUACCAAAAUUCUAUCAGUUAACUGACAGAUAGUUUCUUUUUUAAGGAAUUUCUGCCAUCUUUAUUCUGCCACACUUCCAAAAUUUGUUUCGUUUGUGAAUCAAGAUUUUUUUUUUAAUCAUACAACUUUGUGGCUUUUAUUGCUUUUUUGUGUUUUGCCAAGCAUGUUCCCUGUUGCAAACUUGAAGAGGAAAAGCUUAAUUACUAGUUUGUUUGUUUGUUUGUUUGUUUGUUUGUUUGUUUGUUUGUUUAUAGUUUAAAUGAAUUGAAUCAUUCAUAAUAAUUAGUGGUAACAAUUUAGUGCCCCUUAAUAGAUUAAAGGUUGCAUUAUUUAUACUUGG